GCCGCUUCCACCCCAGGAAUAUCCUGUCAGGUAUAAUGUCAGUGAAUGGGAAGAAAGUUUUUCACAUGGAUAGAAACCCGUAUGAUGGAGGAAAGAGUGCGUCUAUAACACCGCUGGAAGAUUUAUACAAAAGAUUUAAGAUACCCGGAGCUCCACCAGCAUCCAUGGGCAGAGGAAGAGACUGGAAUGUUGACUUAAUCCCCAAGUUCCUCAUGGCAAAUGGUCAGCUAGUUAAGAUGCUGCUUUUUACUGAGGUCACUCACUAUCUGGAUUUCAAAGUGACUGAAGGGAGCUUUGUUUAUAAGGGAGGAAAGAUCUACAAGGUUCCUUCCACUGAAGCAGAAGCCCUGGCAUCUAGCCUAAUGGGGCUGUUUGAAAAACGUCGAUUCAGAAAAUUCCUGGUAUAUGUCGCCAACUUUGAUGAGAAGGAUCCUCAAACUUUUGAGGGCAUUGAUCCUAAGAAGACAUCCAUGAGAGAGGUGUAUAAGAAAUUUGACUUGGGCCAAGAUGUUGUAGAUUUUACUGGUCAUGCCCUGGCACUUUACAGAACUGAUGACUAUUUAGAUCAGCCAUGUUGUGAAACCAUUAAUAGGAUUAAAAUUUACAGCGAAUCUUUGGCAAGAUAUGGCAAAAGCCCAUACCUUUAUCCACUCUACGGCCUUGGAGAACUGCCACAGGGAUUUGCAUGGCUAAGUGCUAUUUAUGGAGGUACCUACAUGCUGAAUAAACCAAUUGAAGAAAUCAUUAUGCAGAAUGGAAAGGUGAUUGGUGUAAAAUCUGAAGGAGAGAUUGCUCACUGUAAGCAGCUCAUCUGCGAUCCCAGCUAUGUGAAAGAUCGAGUAGAAAAAGUGGGCCAGGUGAUCAGAGUCAUCUGUAUCCUCAGCCACCCCAUCAAAAACACCAAUGACACCAACUCCUGCCAGAUCAUUAUUCCACAGAACCAAGUCAACUGGAAGUCAGAUAUCUACGUCUGCAUGAUCUCCUCUGCACACAAUGUGGCCACACAAGGCAAGUACAUCGCCAUCGCCAGCACAACGGUGGAGACCAAGCAGCCCGAGAAGGAAAUCAGACCAGCCCUGGAGCUCUUGGAACCAACUGAGCAUAAAUCCGUUAACAUCAGUGACCUCCUUGUACCAAAAGACUUGGGAACAGAAAGCCAGAUCUGUAUAUCCCGUACCUAUGAUGCAACAACUCACUUUGAGAUGACCUGUGAUGACAUUAAGGACAUCUAUAAGAGGAUGAUGGGAUCCGAGUUUGGCUGAGGAAAUGAAGUACAAGAAAAAUGACAUCUAUGGGGAAGACUAACAGCAGAACAUGUUAUCAUCUAAUUAGGACAAACUUAAAAUUUGGCAAAUGAUGCAUAGUGUAUGAAUUGUAAGGCCUGCUUUUGUAAUCAAAACUGAGAGAUUGCAUAGCACUGUACCAGUAAAUAUUCCUCCCCUUUCUAAUAUCAUAUAUUAACUUGUUUUCAUGGAGUGGCUCUUCCGAAUUGGCAGGUUCCCACGUUCUGUUCAAUUUAACCAAUACUGGCUUGUGUUUUCUAGUGAAGGAUCAGUUUUAAAACCUUGUGAUACUGAUACAGAGAACUUGAUACAGUAUUUGUAUCUUUUAAUCAGUGUAGCCUUUGCAGUUAUGAGCUUCCGCUGUUCAAGAGCUGGGUCAGUGCAGCUUGCGUGCCA
Bubalus bubalis (water buffalo) is the source of this 1679-nucleotide messenger RNA. RefSeq names its product rab GDP dissociation inhibitor beta-like. Gene Ontology annotation, biological process: small GTPase-mediated signal transduction; protein transport; vesicle-mediated transport. The record is from RefSeq and is a predicted model, not a curated record. Gene Ontology annotation, cellular component: cytoplasm. The transcript has a single exon. Gene Ontology annotation, molecular function: Rab GDP-dissociation inhibitor activity. Bases 36 to 1262 code for a protein of 408 amino acids. Lineage: Eukaryota; Metazoa; Chordata; Mammalia; Artiodactyla; Bovidae.